Molecule: messenger RNA, 565 nt
Organism: Solea senegalensis (Senegalese sole)
Lineage: Eukaryota; Metazoa; Chordata; Actinopteri; Pleuronectiformes; Soleidae
Gene: bglap
Product: bone gamma-carboxyglutamate (gla) protein
Exons: 4
Coding region: 20-316 (98 amino acids)
Biological process (GO): response to vitamin K; osteoblast differentiation; regulation of cellular response to insulin stimulus
Cellular component (GO): extracellular region
Molecular function (GO): calcium ion binding; structural constituent of bone; hydroxyapatite binding
Source: RefSeq, a predicted model, not a curated record
UGAAGACCGAAGCGCAAAGAUGAAAACUUUGUCCGUCCUGGUUCUCUGCUCCCUGGCCGUCCUCUGUCUGACUUCAGCAGAUGCCUCCUUCAGCUCCCAGCCUGCUGGUGACACCCCCGCUCAGGAGGGUUUGUUUGUGGAGCAGGAGCAGGCGUCCUCAGUGGUGAGACAGAAGAGAGCUCCUAAAGAGUUAUCUCUAUCCCAGCUGGAGAGUCUAAGAGAAGUGUGUGAGCUGAAUCUGGCAUGUGAGGACAUGAUGGACACCAGUGGAAUCAUCGCUGCCUACACCACCUACUAUGGACCAAUUCCCUAUUAGACACCAAACCGUUGUUCAUCCCAAAUGUCUUUUCUUUACUUUGCAUAUUCACUUUUUCAGUUUUACUUUGUCACUUUAAAAAACGUUGUAGUCAUAAGUAACCACUUCCCUUUAGUGCCAGUGGAGCAAAAUAAAACAGUAAAGGAGAAAGAUGUUAGAUAGCAAGAGGAAUAAUAUUUGCAUGAUCAUUUAUUUUUCCACCCUGCUUAAACCCACACAGUUCUGUGAUACUCACCUCAGACAGUCUGU